CUGCCUUGUAGCAAUACGCUAGAAAAUUAACUUACAACAGAUUUUCUUAAAUAUAUAAUAAAAAAGAUUGCUGUUAAUUUGGCUGCAAUGUUACGAAAUGUGCAUCGCUGCAAUCAGCACCUAAUACAUAUAGAAUGGAGCUCGAAGGGAUGUGCCCUUAUUUCAACCGCUUGUGGAGGCGUUACCUAUGCAAAGGCUGAUAACAUCAAGUUUCAGAGUAAGAUUAUAAGUAAACUUGUUGGUCAUCGUAUAUCAGGAAGCAAAAAACGUUGGUAUCCCAGUAAUGACGUAAAUACUUCGAAUUCAACUAGACAGCGUAACGCUGAGAUGUUUAACAGUGCGCAUAUAACCAAAUCCACUAGUAGUGGCGGUGGCAAAAAUACAACACGUCGCAUGGUAGUAUUGAAUAAAUUGUUUAUGAAACAUAUAACCGAUCUCUUGGCAACUGGAGAAGCCUCAGAGUCUAUAUUAGGACGUGGUUUACAAGUGACACGCGUAAAGAUCUCACCAGAUUUCGCAUACAUUAACGUGUAUUGGUUAGCUGGUGGCGAGCCGUUAGCAGAUGCACAACUCGAAAUGGAAUUGCAACGUUGUAGUGGGCGUUUACGCCAUGAAUUGUCACAAUUAAUGUUAAUGAGUGAAGUUCCACGCAUUAAAUUUGCUCGUGAGAAAAAAUUGUCCAAUAUCGCACAAGUAGAAGGGUUGUUACGCACAAUUGAUUUUGGCCCGCUAGAAGAAACAGCUGAAGGAAGUACAGAAGCUGUAGGUGAACAUGUGCAACACAAUUUGGUGGCUAAUCUGAUGCAACGUGAAUUUUAUGGCAAAAAUGACAUAACCGUAGCAAAUGAAAAUAAGAGUGACAACGAAGAGGAAUUUCCUGAAAUGCGACAUGAUGUACUUGGCCUAGAUCAUCAGCAUAUCAUGUCCAAAAUAUUGACAAAAAUGCGUAAAUCGCAACAUGCUUGGGAACAGCAUGCACGAAAAGAUAACGCCCUUGGUAAUGCUGCGGAAUCACUUGAGCAAAUUCAACAACAGCUUACUCGAGCGGCGGAAAGCUCAACAAACUUUGAAAAGUUUCUGGCUAAAAGACGUGAACGUAAAAGUACGCCAGAGCGUAAAAGACAUGAUCGUGCAUCUGAGUGGGUAGAUGAAAGUGCUGAACAAGCUGCUUUGGAAGCAGCUGCUGCCACUGUGCUCACACCUGCGCAACGAAGGCUAAUGGAGUCAGAAGAUUAUUUAUUUGAAGAUCAAGACGAUAAACGUAAUCCAAAUGAGAAAUAGAAAUUGUGCAAAUUGAAACAAGUUAGUAAUUGCAAUAACUUAUUCAAGUCGUUUAAUAAAAUAAAUUUAUUUUAGUUUAAAAUUCUUUGAAA
Molecule: messenger RNA, 1373 nt
Organism: Bactrocera tryoni
Lineage: Eukaryota; Metazoa; Arthropoda; Insecta; Diptera; Tephritidae
Exons: 1
Coding region: 88-1281 (397 amino acids)
Biological process (GO): rRNA processing
Source: RefSeq, a predicted model, not a curated record